Molecule: messenger RNA, 4722 nt
Organism: Cladocopium goreaui
Lineage: Eukaryota; Dinophyceae; Suessiales; Symbiodiniaceae
Source: the annotation of a GenBank genome assembly
AUGGACUUCGAUGAUGGCGGCAGUGACAGUCAGGAAGGGCGUGACGACUUUCAGUCCCUGACUACAGACUUGGAGCCCUUUGCUUGCGAUCACCCAUUGCUGAAGUUUGGCCAAGUUGGCUACAAUGGACCUCCUGGCUUCAUGUGGGACUUUGCCUAUGUCUAUGACAACCUUCAUGCUUUGGGCGAAAAGAAGCAGAAGUACAAGAUGUUAAAGGAGCUCCAGGAACAAUGCUGUGAAGGGCAACACUUGUCCAGGGAAGAUUUGCAUGUGAAAAAGGAAAGAAGGCGAGGGUGCUUGGCCGUUGAUGCAGUGAGCACAUUGCUUGUCUUGCACUUUUUGCUCGACUUGCUCAACAAAUCAAGAACUGAUGCCAAAGCGCUGACUAUGAGAAACUAUUUCAAAGAUGUUGGCAUGCUGGUCACCCAGGAAGCAAGUCGCCACAAUGAUGUGCUGAAGUUUUCAGUUGGUGACUUUCCUAUGCAUGUUCUGCCUACAGGGAAGUUGCAAGGCUUUCGUUUGAACUCCGAUGCAAAUCUGCGGAAGAUGAGUCCUCAUGAGAUCUGGCGUGUCAUUGAGCAAAGCAAGGAUACUGGGGUGUCAUACCAAAAGAUUUGUGCUCUGCGAAAAGAUGACCCACAAGGAGGAAUCAGUGAGCAGCUGACGUGGGUUUGGCAGAGAAAAUUGUUGUCAAUGUACAGGCAGUCAUCAAGGCUAAGUUUCUUGAAUGUGAAGAACUUCGCCAUUGUCACGGAUGCCUCAACUCAUAGCAACAAGGACUACCUGAUGAGCCUGGCCUAUGACCCUGUAAAUGGAGUAGGGGCUCACAUGUGCUCAGUUCACGUCAGGUCAACAAAAGUGUUACACCCACAGGAGAUGGAGCUGACACCAGAAGCAGAGCGCUUGGCAGCGAGACGGGAAAUUGAACGGCUUAGCAGCUUGAAGUUCUUGCAAGGCCUUUCGGCCCAGAUAUGCAAGUUGACUGACCUUCGCUUGGAUGAUUUUAAAUUUCCUGAAGUCUUGCUCAAAAUGUUGGAGCUGCAACCAGGCGAUAACUUCUUCUUUGACGACAAUGUCGCAGUGCUGAAUGGAGAGGAGUUUCAAUUAAGUCAAUUACGUCAAUUGUCUGAUUUGCCUUGUUUGCAUUGCAUCAUGGACCAAGGCAAAGUUGGCUGCGCAGCUGCUGCCUUUGUCACUUCCCAAGCUGGCCUCCAAAUCCACUUCACCUUCGACAAGAUUCACCGCCUGUUGAGAGACCUGAAAAACCCAAUCAAAGCAGCUGGCUUGGAAUCUUGUGUUUUGGCAACAACGUAUCUGUUCAGCGUCAACACCAAGCCUUUUGGAAGUGGCCAAUGGUUUACGGAAAAAACUCAGAUCUUGGAAGCAUUCUUUGAAUCCAACAGCUUUGACUGCCAAUGGUUUCAGGCAUUGAAAGAGAGAAUUGCCAAUGAUUUUGGUAUGGAAGGGUGCUCCGACAGGGAGAUCUGGGACUCCAUUCCCGAGCAAUUGGAAUCGUGGAGGCUCAAGGGCGGACUUGCCAAGGCAAGCAGAUGGUUUUCCUGGAACGAAGGAGCUGCUGUCCACUUGAAAGAAUGGCAUAGCUCCCUCAUGCUCCUCUCGUGGUACUUCCCAACAGAUCUUGACACUGAUGGUCAGUCUGGUUUGUUAGGCCUCAAAGGCUGUUUGACACAGAUGUAUUGGGAAGAUGCCCACAUCAUCUUCAGAGUUCAAUAUGGAAUGUGGUCGUGGUACUCGCAGCAGAUCCAUGAUGUCAAAAGCCCAGAGCAUGCAAUCAUUGAAUCUUUGGAAAUGGUCGAGUCAUGGAUGAGUCAUCAAUCUCUCCAGACCCUUGCUGAAUCGUGGAGCGCUCAAACUUGGGCCGAUGUUGAGCGGUUUGUGCCUGACCAGGAGGCCUUCAUUGCCAGAGUGAAUACCUAUGCUCUUGGAUGCUUGAUGAAUCGUUGCGCAACGCUUUCCAAGUUCUCAGCUCCACCUGAGACAUGGGUUGGGCUUCUAGAUCCCCAGCAAGCACAGGUGACAAGAAUGCGGCUCUUGAAGGAGUAUCGUUGGUUUCAAUCCUUGCGGUGCAGCAUGGCUCCUUUUGCAGCAGAGCUUGCCAGUGACAUUGAGACGGUCUUCGAUUUGCCUUGUCGUCAUUUGUGUCAUUUGUGUCAUUUUGACUUUGGAGCAGCGCAAGAGCUGGCCAAGCUGCUGAUUGGUGGCUUUGCGGAUUCAAAAGUGGUUGAGGACAUUCACCAAGCAUGCAGGGUGGCCACGAACCCAGGCAGCAACAAGAAGCUCUCUGGAGCUACGUUGCAGCUUGUUUGCCAAUUCUCUGAGGUUUUGGACAAGAGAGGGAUCGUCCAUCCAGCUGCCCUAACCCGUGAAGAAUUCUUGGACAAGUGGCCUGAUGCCAGAGAUGAUUUCAACUGCCGCCAGGAAUUCAAAUCAUCCAGCCAUAGUCUACCAGCUCGCUACUCAGAGAUUCUGACGAAGAAGAUGUGGCGCACUGUCAGUGAGGAUUGGCUUCGAACCUCAUACGGGGCAUGGCAAUGGAUGAUUCAAUACUGCGGGCAAAGGCUUGCUGACCAAGGUGUUCGCCUGGAGGAUGGUCUUCUGAACCGCCUUGCUUUUCAAGGGCAAGUGAUUGAAGUCAAUUUUGUCUAUCUACUCAUUUUGGGCAAUUUGAAGUGGCAAGCCCUUGCUUGGCCGUUGAAGCUUGUGGACGCUGCUGAUGAUGAUUAUCGCAUGAUGCGAUGGGUUUUGGAUUCGUCGUCAAGUUGUCAAUGGCUGCAAUGCUCUCUGAACAUGCCAGCUUUUCAAACAAAGCUAGUCUGGAGCAAUGAGUUUGGCAUCCACUGGCAACAGGUUGGGCCUCCUGAAACAUUUGCGCAGAAUUGCUUGCGGCGCUCCAAUGGCCUGACAUUCACAGAUCUUUGCUUGAUGGGGAGGCAUCUUUUUGGCUCCGAAAUCAAAGAGAAGUCUAGGAAGGACAUCCUUUUGAAGCUGGCGUUGCAUUUCGGAGAUGACUUUGCAGAGCUGGUCUUGGAGUGCGACUCUAAGACGACAAAGAAGUCAUCAUCUGAUCCAGAUCAAGCAGCUUUGGUAAAAGCUGUGUUUGACCACUUGGACGCGGAUGAGCAGAAGGAGUUUCGCUCUGUCAAGGAGAAUGUCUACAGGGAGGAGAAAACUCAGAAGCAAUUGAAGUGGCGCAAAUUGCUCAACGAAAAAAUGGAGGAGCAAGCAGAAGCAAGCGAUGCUGUGAAGAUGGAAGACGAAGAGGAUUUGGAGGAAGAAGUGAAGCAAACGAAACUGAACGUGCUGAAGCAGCAGCUGAACUUGCUGAGGAAGCAGCUCCUCCUGCUGAACUUGCCGAAGAAGCAGCUCCUGCUGCUGAAGUUGCUGAAGGAGCUUCUCCUUCUGAAGUUGCUGAAGGAGCUCCUCCUGCUGAACUUGCUGAAGCAGCAGCUCCUCCUGCUGAACUUGCCGAAGAAGCAGCUCCUGCUGCUGAAGUUGCUGAAGGAGCUUCUCCUGCUGAAGUUGCUGAAGGAGCUCCUCCUGCUGAACUUGCUGAAGCAGCAGCUCCUGCUGCUGAACUUGCUGAAGCAGCAGCUCCUGCUGCUGAACUUGCACCCCCGGCUCAACCGGCUGAGCCAGCUCGGCCAGCGCCUGUGCCUGGCAGAGAUGUCGGGCCUCGAGUGCACUCAACACCUGCCCUCCUCAGAAGCAUUGAGCCCAACAGUUGGUUCAAGUUGCCCAAGUGCAGCUUCAGAAGAUGACGAUCAAGAGAAAUGGCUGGAUGACAAGCUCCAACAGAUUUCUUCGUUAGAUUUCUAUGAUUUCUUGGCCUUCAGCAAAUUCAAUAGGCGUGUCGACUGGCCAGAAGGACUGCAUCAUGUCAAGUCCACAUGUCAAGACUUUCUUGAUUUUGACCAAGAGAAUGGCGGCAGGGCCUCGAAAAUGAUGGUGCUGGUUGCUGAAAGGUUUCUCUUCAAUUUGGCCAAUUUCAAUGAAUUGGAUCAAUUGGAAUUUGUUGAGUUUUGUGCUGGCCGAGCCCAUCUCAGUCGAGAGAUGCUGCGUCAAGGAUUUCACCAAGGAGCUUCUGUGGACAUUCUUUUUCAUCCCCACCAUGACAUGUUGAGUUCCAAGGGGCUGAGGACUUGGUUUGACAUGGUAGUGGCUUCUCGGCGAAAGUCGUUACACUGGUUUGCUACCAGAUGCUCGAGCUUCGUCCCGCUCUGUAUCUCUCAAAGCAUCAGAUAUGAGGAGAAUUCAUUCUACGGGGAUAGAAGCAGGCCAUGGGUGGAGCAGGGCAACCUUCAACAGGAAGUAACUGCAAUGAUGAUGUUCUUCAGUUUCCUCUUGGAUUGCAUUCCGGUGUUGGAGCAACCCACAGGGAGUGUGCUUCCAAAACUACCAUCCCUUCGUAAUGUUUUGUGGUUCUUCGACUUCAAGAAGACAGUGACCUACAUGGGAAGCUUUGCUGGCCCAACAAGCAAGCCUCUCCAGAUCUGGCAUCCGUCUUCAGGGCCUGGCUCCCUAUUUGCAGCCAUCGCCAGGCCAAGGCCAGAUGGCUUGGACAAUUUGGCUUCCAGUGGCCAGAGCUGGGAUGGAAGCCACACUUACACUGGCAAUAAGGAGAUGCUCAUCCAAAGCGAGCACUACACGCCAGAGUUUGGCGCUUGUGUCGCCCAAAUCUACGAGCAGAUUCGAGCUUCGUGA